AUGGAGCUGGAGCUGGAGCUGGCCCUGGCCAUAGCCCUGGUCCUGGCCGUCGGGUCCUGGACACAGGAGGUUUUCCCUAAGGAGGCCCAGACCCUCAACUGGAGCAAGUUCUCAGGCUUCUGGUACAUCAUUGCCAUUGCCACCGACACCCAGGGCUUCCUGCCGCCUAGAGACAAGAGGAAGCUGGGGGCAUCUGUGGUCAAGAUGCACAAAACAGGCCAGCUCAGGGUGGCCAUCGCCUUCAGCAGACCUCAGGGAUGCCAGUCUAGGGAGGUGACUCUGAAGAAAGACAGGAAGAGACCUGUGUUCAGGAACACCCUCAAGGGGGUAAAGGGCUUCCAUGUGCUGUCCACGGACUACACAUAUGGCCUGGUAUACCUCCGCCUGGGGCGUGCAGGCAACAACUACAAGAGCCUGCUGCUUUUCAACAGACAGAACAUCUCUAGUUUCCUGAGUCUGCGAGAAUUCCUGGACACCUGCUAUAUUCUGCAGCUCACCAAGCAGGCCACCAUCCUUCCGAAAGACGAUUCCUGUGCACACACGAUCCGGCCUUGA
This is a messenger RNA of Apodemus sylvaticus (European woodmouse), 555 nucleotides long. It is a transcript of the gene Lcn10, whose product is annotated as lipocalin 10. The transcript is spliced from 6 exons. The record is from RefSeq and is a predicted model, not a curated record. Gene Ontology annotation, molecular function: small molecule binding. The coding region runs from base 1 to 555 and encodes 184 amino acids. NCBI's taxonomy places the organism in Eukaryota, Metazoa, Chordata, Mammalia, Rodentia, Muridae.